AUGAACGAGGUCCGCGGCGUGUUCGUCGACCGCACCGUCAUCCGCAUGGCGCGCCACGCGCGGGGCGAGAAUUUGUUUCAGUUCUGUCCGCGCUGUCACAAGUUGGUUAUGAGGGCUGGUGGGUGCAAUCAUAUGGAGUGCCCUUGCGGACAUGAUUUCUGCAUCAUCUGCGCAGGGGACUGGCCCGUGGGUGGUGCUGAGGCCACCCAGCCUCUUUGCCACCCCUUCUUCGGCGGCGAGGAGGAGCACACCUUGCGGAUCCCCCCGGAGGUCCAGGCCCGUCUGGACGAGGAGGAGAGUCAGCCGCCCGCCGCGUAUGUUGAUGAGACUGCCGAGGGUGUCCUCUGCCGCCACCAGUCCGACCUCCUUUACACGCUGAGGCUCCGUCGGGAGCUUAGCAAAGAGGAGCGGAGUCACGCAAGGGCGUUGUUCUGCCUUCACUGCCGGGAUGCGGUAUGGAGCGAACGGCCGCCCGGUGGGGCCGACUCGCCUCGGGAACUUGACACCAGCGAAGAGGAAUAA
Messenger RNA from Chaetomium fimeti, 522 nucleotides. RefSeq lists its product as uncharacterized. Lineage: Eukaryota; Fungi; Ascomycota; Sordariomycetes; Sordariales; Chaetomiaceae. The transcript is spliced from 4 exons. The record is from RefSeq and is a predicted model, not a curated record. Gene Ontology annotation, molecular function: zinc ion binding. Bases 1 to 522 code for a protein of 173 amino acids.